AGAGAAAUACGUUUGAAGAAUGCCAUUAGUUGAAAUUUAUUUUGCUAAUUCUCGCGGUUGAACGACGUCGUGGAGUGAUCUCAUCUGGGACGUGGUGCGUGACACAUGCGGAAUGCUAGCAAAAUCGAUCCAGCUUGUUCGUCCAUCAGCAAUGCCAUGAGGAAGAUAUCCACGAUGGACGCUGCGGUGCAAACGGAGCCGUUGGCGUUGUUCUUCGCCUUGGACUCUUGCGGGGACUGGCGAGCUCAUGGGCAAUUCAACGAGAAGCAGCGCGAAGUCUUGAACGAUCUUGAGAAAGUUCUGAAUAAGACUAACCUGGACAGUUUGAAGGCAUCUUUCGGUGAAAUGAUGCCUUCUAUGCAACUCGUGCAUUCCUCUACAUCAGCUGAUAAUCUCGAGAACGAUAUGAACGCAGUAUCGUCGACGAAAACUUCACCUGUUAAGGAGGACACGCAGAGGGUAGAUAAAAAGCAAGACGACUUCAAAGCAUUUGAUCGUGAAAAACCUACCCGAAAAAAUACUUCGAAAGCGUCGCCGACUUUUAAAAGACUUGUCAAUGGCUUGAGCUUUGGACAGCUGGAUGACUUAGAGCAGAUUAUAAAAAAUUCUAGCACUGCUGGGUCUGAAGAAAACGUGGGUGUAAUUUCCAAGGAACUUCAGAGCUUCAAAUCGGUAUCAGCUGAAGAUAUUUCAAAUGCCUCACAGCUGGUUUCGAUAAAGAAAUAUUGCUUGAACGCGGAAGCGAAAGAAUUUGUGCCUCAAAAUGUCAGUGUUGCCGAUGUAGCCGAAGACAAAGCAUCGGAAGCAACUGUUACUGCUUCCUGCGGCAGCGAAAUUCAAAAAAGGACUGCGUCCAAGUCGAAAUCCAAUGAAUCUCAUGAAGUCUCGAAGCAAGCUCCCAAGAGAGAGUGGAUUAAAAAGUCGGAUUCCCUGAAGCACAAACUCGCUCCAAAACUUGCAUCGUCAGAAGUGCCAUCCGGGAAAACCUCCGAAUGUGUUUCAAAAGACGUUUCAGGUCCAGAAGCCCACCAAGUUGUUUCUCUAGAAAGCCCGGAAGCUGAGGUUUCAAAAAUUUCGAAUAUCACGAGUACGGAUGAAAAAUCUUUAUCGGCUCCUUCCACGGAUGUUUCAAUCUCAGUGUCGCCUGUUGAACCAAGUGUCGGCGAAGCGAAUGUUUCACUGAAGCAGAAUUCUAACCGAAGCUCGUCGAAGAGCAGUCUGCAAGUAAAUCCAUCCCCGGAAAAUAAACCCGCUGUUGACGUUGUUCCAAAAAUUCCUGUGAAGCCUCCGGGUUCCCCGAAAGCUACAAAAUUAUCGACAACGAAGCCAGAAGUUAAACAGACUGCGUGGAACAAACCAGCCUGGCUAAAGAGACAACUUCAGGAUGCAAAAGAAGAAGGGAAGCAUCCAAGUUCUGUUUCCAGACCAGUCGUACGCAAUGUGGGCAAUCAAGUGCCAGGACAUUUUGUUAAGCCUGUUGUACGUCGAAUCGUUCCCAAAGUUCCGACGACGAGCGUGAAAACUGCGUUGUCCUCGUCGAGUUUGAGUAGUUGUAGCACAACUAGCAGCGGAGAUGUCGCGUCUAAACGCAAACGCAUUGUGGACGAUGACGGUUGGGAAACCGUCAAGGGCAGGUCCAGGUCUCGAAUAUCUCCAGUCAAAAGCAUGAUGGAGUCCAGUAACGACGUGUCGCGUUCUUCUGAGAACAUUUUGCGCAGGAGUUCGGUUGCAAGUUCUGUUCGCCCUCGUCCUGCCCAUGAAAGGUUUCUUCUGCCUUCGGGGGCCGUGUCGUUACCGUCUGUCGUCGUCAUAGACGAUGUCUGUGACGAUCGGUCUUCUCAUAGCACGGUUUCGAAGCAGGCAUCUCUGGGGACUGGUCCUGUCGAGGAACUCAAAACCGAAAAAUCAUUGGAGGCUCGUGUUGUGAGCGAGUCUGAAGUUACGAAGAACGCCGACCCGAAGAAGCAACGACCGUCACCAAACAAUGAAAGGGCGUUGAAGAAAAAGACUAAAAAGAAGAGCCAAGAAGACAUAAGCAGCCGAGUCGCAGCUCCGGUGUCGGAGUCCAAGUCUUCGUCGACUGGGGUUGGAAUCGACGUUAGUCAGCGUGUGGGAAAGAGCUCUGCAUCCCUGGGUGUCCUUACUGUCCUUGAUUCGCCUAGAAGCCCCGAACUUAACCCUGACGCUGAUGCCAUUUUAGACGCUCAGGAUGACGAAGAGUUGAAGGCCAACGAACAGGCUUUCGCUAGUGUCGUGAAGGAAGAAGAAACGCUGGAAGAAGCCAUGCGAUUGGAAUUCGAGAAAGGAGCUGCGGAAGAAGCCGCCGAAAGGGAACGGCUGACGAACGGGGUUUCAACAGAAGAUGAAGUUGAUGAUCACGUACAUUCGAUUGACGAUUCUGGGGACUUGGAGCAGCUGAAGGCAUUAUCCGUUACUUAUGAUGGCAAAUUGGGGCGUCAAUCCAGCCGUGUUUUCCAUAUUCACGAGAAGCUGUCUUCCCCUUCGAGAAGAACAACGGCGGAAGAAUGCAUGAAGCGACGAGAGGAACGGCAGGCAAAAGCGGACGAAUUGAGGCAAUCACGACUUCAGAGUCACAAGGAGAAAAUGGAAGAACUGACGCGAAAAAUUGAGGAAGUGCGUGCUAUGAAAAGCAGAUUGCUGGAGAAGAACCGCAUGACGACUGAAAGAAAGCUGAAGAGAGCGGAAGAAAAGCGCAAAUUGCAUCUACAAAGCAUAGUGAAGAAAGCUCACGAUGAAGAAGAAAAAGCGAAAGAAAUCGCCUUCAUCAAUUCUUUGGAGGCCUCCAACAAGCGUCAAGAAAUAAACCAGCAACUGCAGAUCGUGGAAGCACGACUGCAAGAAAAGAACGACGAACGCCAGAGGAAGAACGAGGAGAAAGCUGCUAAAGAAGCUGCUGCCGAAGAGCGUCGUAAAGUGAUGGAAGCCGAACGCCUCGCUCGAAUUGACGUGAUUGUCAAAAAGCGAGAAUAUCGCGAGCGACAAAUUGCCGAAGACAUGACGCGGAAAGAAGAACUCCGGUUACAACUGGCUCGAGAAAAAGCUAGAUCCCGAGAAGAACGAGUAUCAGCCAUCAAUGCGAAGCAGAUUGCAGAUGCGCAAAAACUACAGCGGAAAAUCGCGUUGAAGCAUGAAGAAAGCGCGAGGAGACACGAAGAGAAGAUUGACGAUAUUCGACGAAAAGCGUUCGAGUCGACGGUGUUGAAAUAUUCGACAGCGAGUGACGAUUCUCCGACGCUGGUGUCGUAUGAGACAGCGAAGAUGUGCACGCUGUGUCAAGUUAUCAUCGGAUCUGAAAUCUACUUGUUGAGCCACUUGAAGGGCCAGGUGCAUCGAAGUGCCGUCGGAGGAGCGUGCGUGAACACGGAUGAAAUGGGCCUGUUCAACCUUGCGCACAUCGUGGACGCGCCAGAUGACGAAGUGUACAAGACCAAGGUUCGUCUGGAUGUCGACCGACAGAAGGCGUGUCGGAAGCGAUGCGGCAAGUUGCGGAGCCGAAUGCAUCAGAGGGCGCAGGACUUUUCCCAGUGGCUGUCGAAUGCCACUGGCGACACCAAACUUGUCAAGUCCAAGGAUCCGGAUGAAAUCAAGCUUUUGCGAUGCGUGAAAGACGUGGAGAAGCUGGUGGCGUCCCAGGCUGGAGGAAGGAGUCGGGAGCGUCCGGGUAGGCAGGAGCGUCCGGCCGGACACUCUCACCUAGUUGGGAGCGUCCGACCCCCGGUCCAGAGUGUCCGGCCCCCAGGCAGGAGCGUCCUGACGCCAGUCGGGAGCGUCCGGGAUUGA
Notodromas monacha is the source of this 3801-nucleotide messenger RNA. The record is from the annotation of a GenBank genome assembly. Lineage: Eukaryota; Metazoa; Arthropoda; Ostracoda; Podocopida; Cyprididae.